UCUUUUCCAACACACCGACACAAUGCCCAAAGUUAGCAUUUCCGGCACAAAGUACCGCAUGACCCUCGGUUUGCCCGUUGGCGCCGUCAUGAACUGCGCUGAUAACAGCGGUGCCAAGAACUUGUACGUCAUUGCCGUCCGUAACAUCAAGGGCCGUUUGAACCGUUUGCCCGCUGCUGGUGCCGGUGACAUGGUUGUUGCCACUGUCAAGAAGGGCAAGCCUGAAUUGAGAAAGAAGGUCAUGCCUGCCGUCGUUGUCCGUCAACGCAAGGCCUGGCGCCGCAGAGAUGGUGUCUUCCUCUACUUUGAGGAUAACGCCGGUGUCAUUGUCAACCCCAAGGGUGAAAUGAAGGGUUCCGCCAUCACUGGUCCCGUCGCCAAGGAGUGCGCUGACUUGUGGCCCCGUAUUGCUUCUGCUGCUGGUACCGUCGUUUAAAUUCGUUUUUAUCAUCAUUAAAACAUCAAUUUUCCUCGGCCACGCAUAUCUUUUGUAUCGUUAUUUCAUGUGGAUGACAUUUUUGCACUCGUUUUUAUGUUGUGG
Messenger RNA from Zychaea mexicana, 541 nucleotides. RefSeq names its product 60S ribosomal protein L23. The transcript is spliced from 4 exons. NCBI's taxonomy places the organism in Eukaryota, Fungi, Mucoromycota, Mucoromycetes, Mucorales, Lichtheimiaceae. Gene Ontology annotation, molecular function: large ribosomal subunit rRNA binding; structural constituent of ribosome. Bases 23 to 436 code for a protein of 137 amino acids. Gene Ontology annotation, cellular component: ribosome; cytosolic large ribosomal subunit. The record is from RefSeq and is a predicted model, not a curated record. Gene Ontology annotation, biological process: translation.